ACACUUUAAAAUGUCUAUCUGCCGAAUGGAAGACGCAGUGAAAUAUGCAUCGAGCAGUGGCGAUGAUAUGCGCAGCGCACGUGCAGACUGGAUACUCAAAUAUUUUUUUUGAAUUGAUAAAAAACUUCAUGGACCACAGUCCUUCGCGGUGAGACGAUGGUCCGGCACAUGCGCACCUUAGCUUAGUAGUUGUUGUCAGUGGUGGUUAUGGAGAUGAAAUGGGACUUGGGCAAGCUGUCAACAUCUUUGUAAUGUUCAUGCAGCAGGAUGCCCCGGAAGAUAGGAUUCACCCUGGUCAGUUCCUCUGGUCACGAAGAUAACUUCAGUGCCAAGGAGCUGAUGGUCCAUGCACCAACGGUCAAUGGCUGGAGAUCUGCCAGGUUCUGUCCAUACCCUCAGCAGGUCACUUUGCAGUUGCCAGAGCGGAGUCGGGUCCGUAAGCUGCAGCUGCUUGCCCACCAGUACCUGAUCUCAGGCAAAAUAGAGUUCCACAUCGGGGACCGAUUACUAGAAGCUGACUCACCUGGUCUCUCUGGGCACCUCCGCAGGCUAGGGUAUGUUUCUUUAUCAGACAAUGAGAAAACAGGCUUCAAAGCCCGGGAGCUGAAGUCUGUUCACGUGGAUGCCAUUGGAACAUACCUCCGUAUAACCUUUCACAGAAACCAUGUCAACCGCUACAACCUUUACAACCAGGUUGCAUUGGUUGCCAUUAAUAUUUUGGGAGAUUCUGUGGAUGGCACUGCUGUUGACACAAUUCCUAGCAGAGAGCAACUGAUUGAGCACUACCUCAACAUUAGUCAACACGAGACCGCCUUGGAUGGAACAUACAUGGGUAAGUGUGAGUCCAUCUCUCCUCUGGAUGACCUGGCUUUUGACAUGUACCAGGACCCCGAGGUAGCCCACAUCAUCCGCCUGCUGGAUGACAAGAAGCAGGAGAUGGUCCGUCAGGAGAGAUACGAGUUCGCCAAAACACUCAAGCAGGCUAUCGCUGACCUGCAGAAGGUAGGAGAACGUCUGGGCCGAUAUGAUGUGGAGAAAUGCUGUGCCAUAGAAAAGGAGGACUAUGACACAGCCAAGAAGAAGAAGGAGCAAAUGGAGGAGUACAGGAUGACGGUGUACCAUCAACUAGAAGUCCACAACCUACUUGACAUGGGCAUGAUAAAGGAGAUGACGGAGUCACCAUCUGAGGACUCUCCCGAUGUGCCUUCCCCACGCCGCCACCAAGUAGGACACAAGAUAAGGGUGGUCACGGAAACGAGGAGGAGGAGAAACCAGGAACCUGUGAUCACAGAGACUGUGGAACCUUUCCCCCCCAAACCUGUCAGUCCCCCCCAAACCCUGCUGCGCUCCCUCCCUCCGACACCACGCUCCUACCCUGCAGUGCCCAGGAUAGAUGUCACUGCCCUGCCUUAUGAUGAGAGACCCCUACCUGCCCUGCAGAGAAAGGGGGAGAUGCCCCAGAGCCACCCUGAGGAGUCCGGUCUCCCCCCCUCUCCCCUGGCCACCAUCAUCCCCUGUAGCCCUGGUGUGACUGGGGAGCCUGAGCCCCUGACAGAGAGUGCCCAGAGAGAGGCCAGUUUCCCUAUCGAGGUGUACGGAGACAGAUUGGUGGCUGGAGCUUAUUCAAAAACGUGGUCCUACCGGGAAGAUGCCCUGCUGGCUGUAUACAAGAAGCUGACGGAAGUAUCGGCCGGGACGCCCAAGGAGAAACUGAGAAACAUGAUGAGGGCAGCAGUGUUUCUGGUCAAGAAGGCCCUCAAGGAUAAAGUAUCAUCUGUGUUCCAGGCAUCUCUGAAGCUGCUGCGGCUGCUGCUGACCCAGCUGAUCCCAGGCCAGGCCCUGGGCAGAGCCGAGGUGGUCCACUGCGUGGAGCAGACCUGGCCCAACCUACUCUCCAGGACCGGGGACUCGGCCACCAGACUUCGGGCCAUGGCCACAGCUUUCAUCCAGGAUAUGGCCCUGUUUAAAGAGGUGCAGGCCCUGCAGUUGGUCCCUGGGGAGCUGGUGAAGCCCAUUAAAUCCAACAUCCCCACACGGCAGGCCCUGAGCAGGGCUGAACUACUGGAGAAGCUGCUGGGAGAACUGGGUACAGACAACUCAGGCUUCACUCUGGACAACGUCAUGAAGUUCUGUACAGGUGUGCUGCAGCACAGUGCGUCAGAGGUGAGAGAGACGGUCAUGCUCAUCAUCCUGGCUAUGUACCGCCUGCACAAGACCGCCAUCCUCAGCUACCUCCCGGCCAACGAUGCCGCCACUCGCAAGAACGUCCUCUAUAAAAACAUAUUUGACGGCUUCGCCAGGAUUGAUGGGCGGCCGGUGGAGUCACAGUUUCAGACGUCAAAGAAGGGAGGAGUACAGCAGGAGGGGGAGAAGGAGAAAGAGGAGAUCCGUAGUCUUCGGGAGCAGCUGGCUGCCUUGAAUGAGAUCAGUAAGGCCAAUUCCAAAGUGGAAAACGAGAAGGGAAAUACCAAAGAACAGAAGAAAGAGGCUGUUAAGGUUGUAAAAACAGGUGUCAAAACUGCACCCCAAAGCAACCCGGAAGAUGCAGGAAAUAACCAGUCUUCAGUUGUCAACAACUUGGACAACCUCUGUAUAUUCUGCAGUGAAAAAGAUGAGUCCUUCACUGAGGAUGGAUUGGACCUGCACUAUUGGAAGCACUGUCCUAUGUUGCAUUGCUGUGACCAAUGUAGACAGGUGGUUGAGAUAGCCAGCCUCACAGAGCACCUGUUGGGGGAGUGUGAGAACAGGGCCAGGUUCAGUCAGUGCCCUCGCUGCUCAGAGGCCGUGUCCAUUGACGAGCUCACCCACCACACCCAGAGCCCUGCCUGCAACCUUGCUGGCUCAGUCAAAGGCUCCAACCACUGUCCUUUGUGUCACAACAACUUCAUGUCUGGAGAAGAGGCCUGGAAGGCACACCUCAUGGGCCGAGAGGGCUGUAAACAGAACUCCCGGAGGACUGCGUUAUUGCAGAGAGCCCAGCUGGCACAAGGGAAGCCUGGCAGUGUGGCUAAGAUUAAACCGGUGUGGUCAGUGGGAAGUAGGGGCAGGGCAAUGGGCAAAGGGAGCAGGAUUCCAGCCUUGGCACCCAGAGCCAGCCGAACCCACACCAGCCACCUCACCCCAGUCAAACGGUGAACCCACACCCAACCGUCCCUGCCCCAGUCUUCUCACACAAGAGCACCCUAGAUUGUCCAAAUGCUUGGAAUGAGGAAGAACCAUGGUACCGUCCCAACAGUAUAAAAUACAUUCCUUUACAAUCACUGAUCUAAAAUGACAUGAUAGGUUUCAAUCAUAUGGCUUUAUCCCAACCUAUGUAGUCGCCUUACACCAAUGGGAGAGGAAAUGAGGGAAGAACAUUUGUCAGUUUUGGGCUACAGUUUCAUGUUGACACCCUGACUAGGGAGGACUGGAUUAAUCUCCCUUGCAACUGAGUCUGUCAGAACAGGGACCAAAAUCUGGCUAAAAUCAAAAGGGAGGGAUACUGAACGAUAUUGCAAUUUAUUAUAUAUUAGUAUACUACAUACUAAGGUAUUAUAAUAUAGUAAUAAUACUAUUCUAAGCUGUUUAUUGAUUACUCCAAAUCCAAUAACAGCCUGAGUGUAGCUACAACCAGCUUUAUGCAGGGCAUCUGUUUACAUUUCUCUUUACAUCUCUUUAUGUCUCUCUGUGUGGCUUGUAAUCUAAUCAAAUAUGUUUUACAUUGAUACAGUAGUUGUGUAAAUGUCUUUGUUUCUUACUGUAAUUAAUUUCCCUACUUAGUUAUUAUAUAGCACCUUUUGCUUGUCAAUGGAAUUUAUCAUGCUUUUUUACAUUGUCACACUUUAUUGUUUCAAUCUGUUUUUUUAUAUAUAUAUAUUUUGAGUGUUUAGACAAUCAGCACUAAGCACAGAUAUUUGGCCUAGCCAAAAAGCCAAUUUAAGGUAAAAUAGGAAUUAUUAAUUGCUAAUUGAAAUAGAAAAUAAAUGAGAACAAACAUUCUCUUUUUUUCUUUAGGACUAAUGUACGUUAGUGGUAAUUUUCCCAAACAUCUAAGAUUUGAGAAUGGUCCCACUUGAUGAAACCUCUUAGGCACUUAGUUCACUGUAAUACUUUCUAGAUAUGGUAAGAUGCACCCUUUUUAUAGGGUUGCAUUUUUCCCCAUAUGUUACUUAACAUGCUGUUGCAUUUCGUAUAGGUAGCCUAAAUCAGAGGGAUUUUAUACCAAAUGUGUGAAUCUUGACCUAAAUCUACAAGUCAUAAUUAUCUCCAAGGUACACCCUACAUCAGUACAAUGUGGACUGGAACUAAUAUAAAGGGUUCACUUAGCAGACGCAGACAAUACUAUUUUACUGCUUCAUAUGUUAUAUGGUGUGUUUCAUUGGUAACUCAAGCAGAUAACAAUCUUGAUCAAAUUAUAGGACAAUUUGACAUUUUCUUACAUCCCAAUCUUUUUGUCUCUUUCAGCUUUUUAAUAUUUAGGAAAUGACAGGUGUAUAUUACAGGAGGCUGGUGGCACCUUAAUUGGAAGGACAGGCUCGUGGUAAUGGAUGGAGCGGAAUCAGUGGAAUGGUAUCAAAUACAUCAAACACAUGGUUUACAUGUAUUUGAUGCCAUUCUAUUUGCCCUGUUCCAGCCAUUAUUACAAGCCGUCCUCCUCUCAGCAGCCUCCACUGAUGUAUAUAUUUUCCUUGUGGAUUUUCAGUACAUAUCAAUUACUAUUGACUGUACAUAUUUGAUUUACAACCAUUCUGUGCAGAGAUAGAUGUUUCAAUGUUUGAUUAAAUGAAGUUAACAGCA
Molecule: messenger RNA, 4776 nt
Organism: Oncorhynchus gorbuscha (pink salmon)
Lineage: Eukaryota; Metazoa; Chordata; Actinopteri; Salmoniformes; Salmonidae
Gene: cep104
Product: centrosomal protein 104
Exons: 22
Coding region: 268-3135 (955 amino acids)
Cellular component (GO): cilium
Source: RefSeq, a predicted model, not a curated record